UCGCGUGAAAAAUCACAUUUGGAUUGUUUUGUUUUUCCCUGUAGAGCAUGUUACGUUUAUGUCUGAUGGACGCCGCUUGGAAAUGUCAAUACUGUAUUAAUGCCAUUUAACCCUGUUGGUUUAAGGUGCACAGCACACCAACAUUAGUAUUUGUCAGAUACCCCUUCAGUUACAACACUUGACAGGAGCUGCAGAGGAGAUGAGUCGCUUUCUAAACGUCCUGCGGAGCUGGCUCGUGAUGGUGUCCGUCAUUGCGAUGGGAAACACCGUGCAAAGCUUCAGAGAACAUAGCUUCCUGUCGGAGAAGCUUUACACCGGCGCGCCUGAGUUUGUCAAUGGUCUUCAAGCUCGGACAUUUGGUAUUUGGACAUUACUGUCAUCCAUCAUUCGCUGUGCCUGUGCCAUUGAUAUACAGAACAGAACGUUAUAUCAUAUCACUUUGUGGACGUUUGUCCUGGCACUGGGUCAUUUUCUGUCUGAGGCCUUCGUCUACAAAACUGCACCUCUAACCAUCGGAGUCAUGGCACCUCUUAUUGUGGCCAGUUUCUCAAUCAUAGCGAUGCUGAUUGGAUUCCAGUGCUUUCCAGAGACUCCAGAGGAAGUGCGAGCACAGCAGAAGAAACGGAACUGAAUGUCCUCAUGUCCAAGAGUCCACCAGACGUGUUUGGAUUGAUUGUGGUGCGCUGCUUCCCAGAUGUUAUUUUACAGUAUUUCCUACAGUGAAUCAACCUUUCCCAGAACUCUACACAUCAAUUCUCAUGCUCUCAACAUGUCCUAAGAUUGGAAAACACAGUAUUUAUUCGUUUUACAGCAGAAUAGAAGCUCCACUGAGCUCCCUCGUUCAUGUUAGCUUUUAGUGUCAUACAAAACACAAGACUCCAGUCAAGUUAGAUGAGGUCCUCAAGAAUAAUAAUUUAUUUCAUGUGUUUUAAAUAUCAAGGAGUGUGAAAUCUUCACAGCUUUGUAUAAUGUCCUAAAAUUCCAUAAAAUGUUAAUUUAGCACCUCAGAGCAAAAACAUUCUUAAAAAAGAGAAACCACAACACAAAAAGUCACAACAUAUUAAGUGAAACAAGUUGAUCAUAAACUAUGGACACUAUGCGUUUCUCUGUAAUGAGUCUACAAGCAAAGCACGUUUUUAAUUAAUAAAAUAUUUGCUGUCUCUCUUGUGCAAAAUAAACGAUUCGAUUCGCCUCUUUUUCCAUAUUGA
This is a messenger RNA of Hippocampus comes (tiger tail seahorse), 1208 nucleotides long. It is a transcript of the gene erg28, whose product is annotated as ergosterol biosynthesis 28 homolog. NCBI's taxonomy places the organism in Eukaryota, Metazoa, Chordata, Actinopteri, Syngnathiformes, Syngnathidae. Gene Ontology annotation, molecular function: protein-macromolecule adaptor activity. Gene Ontology annotation, cellular component: endoplasmic reticulum; membrane. The record is from RefSeq and is a predicted model, not a curated record. Bases 200 to 631 code for a protein of 143 amino acids. The transcript is spliced from 5 exons.